AUCUAUCUUUAAAGAUUUUGAGAGUUUGGGCAUUGGGUAUCGUUUGAACCAUAAGGCAUAACUGAAAGGUGUCGAAGAAUAAAACUACCUGUCUACAAGAUGACGAGCUUUGCCUUCAUGACUGGCGCGAUUUUCCUUUUAAAUCAAUUUGUACCACAUCAAUGUCAAGAUGGGUCGCUAAGGUUACAAGGGCCAUCAAGUUGGAAUGGUGCUGGCCGUAUCGAAGUAUUGCACAAAGGACACUGGGGAACAAUCUGUGAUGAUGGAUGGGAUAUGAAAGAUGCUAAAGUCGCAUGUCGUCACCUUGGUUAUAAAGAUGUUGCAAGAACUCUUCAGAGGAACGAGGUUCCUUCAGGCUCUGGAAAUAUUUGGCUAGUUGCUCUUGAUUGUACUGGAGAUGAAGAAAAUAUUACAAGCUGUUAUCAUAAUGGAUGGGGGAUUCAUUCUUGCUCUCAUACUCAAGAUGCUGGAAUGAAAUGUUCUACAACGGGUUUCGACACUAACCCUAUCCGAGUGCGUUUACAAGGACCAUUAAGCGGGAAUGGUAUCGGCCGUGUUGAAAUUCUCUAUCAUGGAUAUUGGGGAACAAUUUGCGAUUAUGGAUGGGAUAUCAGAGAUGCUAGGGUUGUUUGUCGUGAACUUGGUUAUGAUUUAAAUCUUGUACAUGCCAGAACGCUUUACCGAAACCUGGUCCCAUCUGAUCCAUCUAGCUCUAGACAGAUAUGGUUAGCCCACGUCGCAUGUAAUGGAAAGGAAAAUAAUAUUAGAGGUUGCUCUCAUAAUGGUUGGGGAGUUAAUUAUUGCUCUCAUUCUCAAGACGCCGGAGUGGAGUGUUCAAGCACAGAGGUAUUGAUAAGAUUGCAAGGACCGAUAAGUGCUAAUGGUACUGGUCGUGUGGAAGUAUUCUACAAUAAUGAAUGGGGAACGAUUUGUGAUAAUCGGUGGGACAUAAGAGAUGCUCAGGUUGUAUGUCGUCAACUUGGUUAUAAAGAUGCUGCUAGGGCACUUCAUGGUGGGCAGGUUCCUUCUGGUUCUGGACGGAUAUGGCUGGGUUAUGUCGAUUGCAAUGGAAAGGAACAAAAUAUAACAAGUUGUCAUCACAGAGGUUGGGGAGUUCAAUAUUGCUCUCAUAGUGAAGACGCUGGAGUUGAAUGUACUACAACAGAUUUCUCACCUAUACCUGUGAGACUAAGAUUACAAGGCCCAUUAAGUGAAAAUGGUACUGGUCGUGUUGAAGUAUUUUACAACGGCUAUUGGGGAACAAUCUGUGAUGAUGGAUGGGAUUUGAGGGAUGCUAGGGUAGCCUGUCGUCAACUGGGGUACAGAGAUGCUUUCAGACCACUUCAAAGAUACACUUUUCCUUCUGGCUCUGGACAAAUAUGGUUAGCUUAUGUCGCUUGUAAGGGGGAGGAACAAAAUAUCGCAAGUUGUACACACAGCCCUUGGGGAGUUGAUUAUUGCUCUCAUUAUCAAGACGCUGGAGUGAAAUGUUCCAAAACCGAUUACCCAGCUGAUAUCAAGUCCGUGAAACUAAGAUUACAAGGACCUCACAGUGCAAAUGGUACAGGUCGUGUUGAAGUAUUCUAUCAUGGAUAUUGGGGAACAAUUUGCGAUUAUGGAUGGGAUAUGAGAGAUGCUAGGGUUGUUUGUCGUCAACUUGGUUAUGAUCCUGAUAAUGUACAUGUAAGGACACUUCAAAGAUACUCGUUUCCUUCUGGUUCUGGUCAGAUAUGGCUGGCGAACAUAGUUUGUACUGGUGAUGAACAAAAUUUAACAAGCUGUUCUCAUGAUGGUUGGGGGGAUCAUUCUUGUUCCCAUUAUCAAGACGCCGGAGUAGAAUGUAUUUCGAAAGCUGUAUUGGUAAGGUUGCAAGGACCAUUAAGUUCAAAUGGUACUGGUCGUGUUGAAGUAUUCUUAAAUGGAAUUUGGGGAACAAUUUGCGAUCGUGGAUGGGAUAUAACAGAUGCCAGGGUUGUAUGUCGUCAAUUUGGUUAUCCAGAUGCUGUUAGGGCCCUCAAAGGUUGGGAGACACCUCCUCGUUUUGGAAGAACAUGGUUAUCUGGCGUCGCAUGUACUGGGGAAGAGCAGAGUAUUCUAAGCUGUCCUCACAAUAAUCGGCCAUGGUGGCAUAUUCACUAUCUUUGCUAUUACUACAGGGACGCCGGUGUUGAAUGUUCCACAGAAGAUUUUUCAGCUACGCCCGUGUUAGUCAGGUUGCAGGGACCACAAAGUUCUAAUGGUACUGGACGUGUUGAAGUAUUCUUUCAUGGAAUUUGGGGAACAAUCUGCGAGAACGGCUGGGAUAUAAGGGACGCUAGGGUUCUAUGUCGUCAACUUGGCUAUCUCGAUGCUGUUAGAACUCUUCGAAGGAACGAAGUUGCUUCAGGUUCUGGACAGAUAUGGUUAAAUUUCGUAGAUUGUACUGGCGAAGAACAGAAUAUAACUAGUUGUUCUCAUAGUCCUUGGGGAGAUAAUUAUUGCUCUCAUUAUUAUGACGUCGGAGUGGAAUGUUCUACAACAGAUAUUUCAACUACACCUGUGGCGGUCAGGCUGCAAGGACCAUUGAGUAAAAAUGGUAUAGGUCGUGUUGAAGUAUUCUAUAAUGGAUAUUGGGGGACAAUCUGCGAUUAUGGAUGGGACAUAAAUGAUGCUAAGGUUGUAUGUCGUCAACUUGGUUUUCCGGAUACUGUUAGGACUCUUCCAAGAAAUCUGGUCCCCUCUGGUUCUGCACAAAUAUGGCUAGCUUACGUCGCUUGCACUGGGAAAGAACAGAAUAUUACAAGCUGCCCAAAUAACAAUUGGGGGAAGACUUCUUGCUCUCAUUAUCAAGACGCCGGAGUAGAAUGUUCACGGUCAGUUAUAACUGUGUCGCCCAGGUUACAAGGGCCAUUAAGUGAAGACGGCACUGGUCGAGUUGAGAUAUUCUACAAUGGAACAUGGGGAACAAUUUGUGAUAAUGGAUGGGAUAUGAAAGAUGCUAGGGUUUUAUGUCGUCAACUUGGUUUUAAAGAUGUUGCUAGGGAGCUUCGUAGUGGACAGUUUCCUUCUGGUUCUGGCCAAGUAUGGUUACAAUCUGUUGAUUGUACAGGUUCAGAGCGUGAUAUAGCAAGGUGUUCUCAUAGUGGUUGGGGUGUUACAUCUUAUUAUUGCCAACAUUCAAAAGACGUCGGAGUCGAAUGUAGUAGAACAGAUUUUUCAACUACCCCUGUGUUGCUAAGGUUACAAGGCCCAGUAAGUGAAAAAGGAGCUGGUCGUGUUGAAGUACUCUAUCAUGGAUAUUGGGGGACAAUCUGUGGUUAUAGCUGGAGUAUGAGAGAUGCUACGGUUGUAUGUCGUCAACUUGGGUAUCUUGACGCUGUUAAAACUCUUCAAAGGAACGAAUUUCCUCCAGGUUCCGGACAGAUAUGGUUGAGUCAGAUAACUUGCACUGGGAAAGAGCAAAAUAUAACAAGUUGUUCACAUCAACCGUGGGGAGAUCAUUAUUGCUCUCAUAAUAACGACGUCGGAGUGGAAUGUUCUACAACAGAUAUUUCAACUACAUCUGUGGCGGUAAGGCUGCAAGGACCAUUGAGUAAAAAUGGUAUAGGUCGUGUUGAAGUAUUCUAUCAUGGAUAUUGGGGGACAAUCUGCGAUGAUGGAUGGGACAUGAAUGAUGCCAAGGUUGUAUGUCGUCAACUUGGUUUUCCGGAUACUGUUAGGACUCUUCAAAAAAAUCUGGUCCCCUCUGGUUCUGGACGAAUAUGGCUAGCUCACGUCGCUUGCACUGGGAAAGAACCGAAUAUUACAAGCUGCCCAAAUAACAAUUGGGGGAAGAGCUCUUGCUCUCAUUAUCAAGACGCCGGAGUAGAAUGUUCAAGGACAGUUAUAACUGUGUCGCUCAGGUUACAAGGGCCAUUAAGUGAAGACGGCACUGGUCGAGUUGAGGUAUUUUACAAUGAUACAUGGGGAACAAUUUGUGAUAAUGGAUGGGAUAUGAAAGAUGCCAGGGUUAUAUGUCGUCAACUUGGUUUUAAAGAUGUUGCUAGGGAACUUCGUAGUGGACAGUUUCCUUCUGGUUCUGGACAAGUAUGGUUACAAUCUGUUGAUUGUACAGGUUCCGAGCGUGAUAUAGCAAGGUGUUCUCAUAGUGGUUGGGGUGUUACAUCUUAUGAUUGCAAACAUUCAAAAGACGUCGGAGUCGAAUGUAGUAGAAUAGAUUUUUCAACUACCCCUGUGUUGCUAAGGUUACAAGGCCCAGUAAGUGAAAAAGGAGCUGGUCGUGUUGAAGUACUCUAUCAUGGAUAUUGGGGGACAAUCUGUGAUUAUAGCUGGAGUAUGAGAGAUGCUACGGUUGUAUGUCGUCAACUUGGGUAUCUUGACGCUGUUAAAACUCUUCAAAGGAACGAAUUUCCUCCAGGUUCCGGACAGAUAUGGUUGAGUCAGGUCGCUUGUACUGGGAAAGAGCAAAAUAUAACAAGUUGUUCACAUCGACCGUGGGGAGAUCAUUAUUGCUCUCAUAAUAACGACGUCGGAGUGGAAUGUUCUACAACAGCUAUAACUGCGCCAAUCAGGUUGGAAGGGCCAUCACGUAAAGAGGGUAUUGGUCGUGUUGAAAUAUUCUACAAUGGAAAAUGGGGAACAAUCUGCGAUUCUGGAUGGGAUUUGAGAGAUGCUAGGGUUGCUUGUCGUCAGCUUGGUUAUCCUGAUGCUGUCAGGGCUCUUGAAAGGAACAGCGUUCCUUCUGGCUCAGGAAGAAUAUGGUUGAUGGCCGUCUCGUGCACUGGGGAAGAACAAAAUAUUGCAAGUUGUUUUCAUAAUGGUUGGGGAGUUCAUUCUUGCCACCAUAAUCAAGACGCCGGAGUACAAUGUUCUGCGACUGAGAGACCAAAUGUAACAGUCAAUUGUUCCAGUUUCAUCGCAGUAAAUCUUGGUGAUGAUAUAACAUGCUUGUGUGAAGGAAAAGGUGGAAAACCUCCAGCCAAUGUGACAUGGUAUAAAGAUGGCGUCCAGUUUGGCGACACAGAACAGGAACAAAACGUGUUGAAUCUCAGUAAUGUCAGUGAAACAGAUAAUGGAACAUACACAUGUGUUGGAAAAAGCCACACUCUCACGGAUGAGAAAUCAAUUGAGGUUGAUUUUAAUUACGAAAAAUCACACUCGAAAAGGUCGAAGGACGGAACUAAAUGGUAUAUUUCGUUAAUCAUCGUCGUGGCUGUAAUUAUUGUUGUACUUUGUGUUGCAUAUGCUGUUGUGUAUUGUCGUCGACGAUGGUUAGGAAACAGAAAUGGUGGAUCGAGUACCGGUGUUCAAGAUACAAAUGCAGAUCAAAUUUACGAAGAGAUUGAUCUUAAAAUUGUGCCGCAAAAAUUCUGCUACCAGUCACCGAAGGGCUCCGUAAGCGAUGGAUACUCGAGAUUAAAAUCCCAGUAAUGCGACUUUAUUUUCAGAAAAAUCACACUCGAAAAGGUCGAAGAACGGAACUAAAUGGUAUAUUUCGUUAAUCAUCGUCGUGGCUGUAAUUAUUGUUGUACUUUGUGUUGCAUAUGCUGUUGUGUAUUGUCGUCGACGAUGGUUAGGAAACAGAAAUGGUGGAUCGAGUACCGGUGUUCAAGAUACAAAUGCAAAUCAAAUUUACGAAGAGAUUGAUCUUAAAAUUGUGCCGCAAAAAUUCUGCUACCAGUCACCGAAGGGCUCCGUAAGCGAUGGAUACUCGAGAUUAAAAUCCCAGUAAUGCGACUUUAUUUUCAGAAAAAUCACACUCGAAAAGGUCGAAGAACGGAACUAAAUGGUAUAUUUCGUUAAUCAUCGUCGUGGCUGUAAUUAUUGUUGUACUUUGUGUUGCAUAUGCUGUUGUGUAUUGUCGUCGACGAUGGUUAGGAAACAGAAAUGGUGGAUCGAGUACCGGUGUUCAAGAUACAAAUGCAAAUCAAAUUUACGAAGAGAUUGAUCUUAAAAUUGUGCUGCAAAAAUUCCGCUACCAGUCACCGAAGGGCUCCGUAAACGAUGGAUACUCGAGAUAUGCUGCUUUAGAUAAGGCAAGAGUUACAGACAACACUUAUCAAACUCUAAAAUAACUAGUCACAGUAAUACGAUAGAAUUCACGGUAACGAAUUCCCAGAACUGCAUGUCAAGCAUUUUUUAAGUAAACUAAAUACUAAACUGACUACAACAAAUUUUCUAAAGAUAGGGGGUGGAAAAUAACAUAAAUUAUAACGUAAUUAUGCAAACCUAAUUUAGCCCUAUGUAACUCGUAUAGUAAAAUUCGAAAACGGGUAGUAAAUUUCGGCUUGGUGGCCGGAUGGGAGGUUGCCACCAAUUUCAAAAAACUUUAGUUGACGACGAGGUAAAAAAUCAAUAAUUAUUAUACCUAAUUUUUACUCAUAAAAUAUCAUCUGUAAGCUAAAAUACAAACACGUUGUAUUAUAAUAUCUCGACCCUAAUUUGUUAAUCACAGCUAGUCCUAAAAACAGUGGAAAAUAUGUAACAAUAGUGCAUUCAACCAUUAAGAUGCGGACGUAAGA
Dendronephthya gigantea is the source of this 6500-nucleotide messenger RNA. RefSeq names its product deleted in malignant brain tumors 1 protein-like. The record is from RefSeq and is a predicted model, not a curated record. Bases 100 to 5409 code for a protein of 1769 amino acids. Gene Ontology annotation, cellular component: membrane. The transcript has 18 exons. Lineage: Eukaryota; Metazoa; Cnidaria; Anthozoa; Malacalcyonacea; Nephtheidae.